Messenger RNA from Schistocerca serialis cubense, 2914 nucleotides. Its product is annotated as putative peptidyl-tRNA hydrolase PTRHD1. NCBI's taxonomy places the organism in Eukaryota, Metazoa, Arthropoda, Insecta, Orthoptera, Acrididae. Gene Ontology annotation, molecular function: peptidyl-tRNA hydrolase activity. The record is from RefSeq and is a predicted model, not a curated record. The transcript has 4 exons. The coding region runs from base 33 to 500 and encodes 155 amino acids.
UUGCAUGAGCUUUAACUUUGUUGACUAACUUUAUGACUGUUUCCAUCACAUCGUUCAUAUUUACAAUCAUUCCACAAACUGACUUACUAGUGCCUUACGAUAUGGUUUUGAACAGCAGUAGUCAGGAGGAAAUGAGCAAGAAUUUGGUGCAGUAUAUAAUAAUGCGGGGGGACCUAGCAAAGUCUUCCAAAUGGAAUGCUGGAGCACUUGUUGCACAAGCGUGUCAUGGUGUCUCAGCCGUUUUGCAUUUGUAUUACAAUGAUGAGAAUGUGCAGGAGUAUCUGUGUGAUGUUGACAGAAUGCAUAAAGUUGUCUUGGAGAUUAGUGACCUCAACAGCCUUAUGGAGCUUGAGACAAAACUGAAAAACAAAGGGAUUCAUCACAAGACAUGGAUAGAACAGCCAGAAAAUGAAGCUACAUGUCUUGUUGUCAAGCCUUACCCAAAAGACGACGUAGCAGAAUUUUUUAAGGAUUUGAAACUGUUUAAUAAAAAGUUAUGAACAUGGACAACCAUCAGCUGUAUAAUGGAAUGAUGACAAUGAAAAUUUGUGCCAUACCAAGACUUGAACAUGGAUUUCCCGCUUAUUGCAAGUGAUUGUCAUACCAUUUGGCUAUCUGCGCACGACUCACAGCCAGACCCAAACUUCCAUAUGUUGUCAGCCGGAGACAUUUUACUUUAAAGGUGGGUAAAUACGAUAUUGCAGUGCCUGUAAUAUUCGAAAGCAUGAUGCAAUGUUCCUUUGAGUCCCAGUCCGGCCAAAUUCUCAGAAGCAACAUUCCGUUAUAUAGCUGAUGGUUGUCAGAAUUCGCAACUGCAAUUACAUUUCCUAUAUUUCAUAAUGGAUGUAGUUGCUGCAGUGCCUGUUCCUUCGGAAUUCAUGCAUGAUGAACAUUGCAUCGUAAUCUGGAAUGACACAGGCACUGCAGUAUUGUGUCACCUACCUUUUGUUUUCAAGAUAAGAUUGAAGAGUUGCCAGAACAAUAUGUCCAGUACCAUAAUCCUUUAGCUUACUAAACAGUACUUGUAUGAUUUACAGUCAAAUGCUUUGCUGAGCUCAUAGUGUGUCACUGUCCCUCUUUCUCUGUCUUCAAACCCCUGCCUCAUUUUUGUAAUUAAGUCCAAUGCUGCUGUAACCGUCAACUUUCCUUUGCAAAAACUGUUCUGCAUGUCCCGGAAGAGUUCACUGUCUUCAAAGUAGCCUAUUACCUGGUAUUUCAUUACAGACUCUAUAACUUUAGCUAAAACAGGAAUUAUGAAACUGGGCCAAAAACUGGACACUUCACAUGGUCACCUAUUUAGAGACACUGUAACAAUUUCUUAUUCUGAUGACUUCCAUUAUUGCAAAUGUGGUUUCAUCUACUAUUGAAUUACAAAGAAAAUUAGUUGAAACUCAGACGUUAUUUCUUCACAUACAUCUACUCUCUCACAUACAAACACUUCAGACUAUGCAUUUGUUACUAAUACUGUAUACAACAAUUCAGCUCUGUAAGAAGAUUGUCUCUUGUUUUGACUGUCCAAAGGGACUUGCAUACUGCUAAUUGUUUGUUGAGCUUGUUAUUAAGCAUUGUUGGUGUCAGCGAUAUUAAAUGGUGACAUGAAAUUUGGAUUUAAUGUUAAAAAAUUAACAUUCAGAAAAUGAAACAUAGAAAUUAUGUUAAUCAGUCAUUGGCUAUUACCUAAUCACACCUAAUUAAUUAUUUGAGCAGUGAACAAGUAAUUACUGAGUGAGUGACAUAGUAAUAGCUAUUCAAGUAGUAAAGGUCAUAAUGGUAUGUGUGAGUAAUUGAACACUAACUACACAAAUAUGUCGUGUAGAAAAAUUCACCAUGUACUUAGAUACCACCGUAAGAGAUACAAGAAAGAUAUAUUACUAUAGUGAAGCAAAAUUCUAAAUCACCUGACAAAAAUAAUCUUAACUGCAAUAAGACAACAAUUGAUUUUGUAUCCAAAAAUAAGUGACUGCACAGACACAAAAAAUUAUGGUACAUGUUAUAUCAUAGCUUGACCCACAGUGCAAGAAGAAUAACAGAAGUAUGUCCGUAAAACAAGAUAAGUUACGUAAAAAUAAUAAAAAGCAUACACAAAACCUGCAUAUUACAAGUGAAAUAGCACAAGAGAGCAAAUAAACAGUAUAUUGGCAACCCACUAUAGUGUAAUGUUAUGUAAAUGGAGAAUUUCUUUGUUUGUGUUGAAAUAACUCAUUAAAGUGCAAAGUUGACCAAAUGUUAGUCUUGAAAAUGAGCUUGAAAUAAGAAAUACAAAUAUUUAUACAAAUGAUACUAGGUACAUGUAAAGCAACUCAGGUAUGUUCAUGCCUACAGUUAAACAGACAACUAAAAGUAAUGUAAAGGUUGAGACACAGCGAAACUGACUUGUGUUUAUUGGUAAUGCACUUUUACUUGGCCCCUUGUCAUUGGUGGAAGUCAGGUCACUUCGUGCUGCUCCGGAAUGUUUACAGUCACAGCCAAAAUGUGCUAUAUAAGAGCAUUGUGCACUAUAACAAUAAGCAGUCAUUGUGAAUAUAGUGUUGAUCUGUGUGUUGUGUUGUGCAUAGUGAUUGUUAAUGCUAUUUACAAAAAUGAGUGAAGGGGCUGUACCUGGUCGGUGUUGCAACUCGCCAUCAACUUUUGUGUCACUUCUGUGUCGAAUUAAGCUAUUAGACAUGCAUUCCAUCUAUAAGCUGCAGGAUGCAUACACGGAUAGGAGGAGGCAAAGUCCAUCUCAGCAGGUAAUGUGCUACGAGUCGAUCGCAAGCUUCCACUCCCCUGCCCAGGGGCCAAAUAAAAGUAUGUUAUCAGUAAUAAACAAGUGUCACCAUCAUAAAAAUAACAGAAAUAUAAGUUUUCAUGGUGAGUAGACAGAGUAUUUUCUAAUUAUAUACCUAAGAACAAUGGAUAUAUUUAUAAGAAGUGG